Hordeum vulgare subsp. vulgare (domesticated barley) is the source of this 1793-nucleotide messenger RNA. RefSeq lists its product as uncharacterized. The record is from RefSeq and is a predicted model, not a curated record. NCBI's taxonomy places the organism in Eukaryota, Viridiplantae, Streptophyta, Magnoliopsida, Poales, Poaceae. The transcript is spliced from 7 exons. The coding region runs from base 730 to 1566 and encodes 278 amino acids.
GAUCUGUUACGGGUUUUGCACUCAUCUGAGCUGCAACUAGCGAUGUGUUCCCACUUCCCAAGGCCAUGAGGUCUGCUGGCGCUCCCAGCAACCUGCCGCCAUGGGCAGUGGCGGCAGGUCAUAGGCCGUCAGCUCUCAGCUGCGCUUUAAAGGGACAUGACAACGGGAGAGCGGGGACGGUGCCGACCUCUUCCCCUCUUAUCCGCUGCGCCUCUCUCUUCUCCCCCCUCCCUCUCUCCCUCCGGGAGAAGAAGUAGAAGAACAGCACUUCACAGCUUUGGAGCUCGAUUUUUGGUAUUUAGAGGCCGAUUCAGGAGUUGUAGCAGUUCAAGAAAAGAUAGAUCAAGACAAGAGCUACAAUAUGCCUGGUACAAUGGAAAAACUGUUAUUGUUUUAUGGUGACAUACGCGACGGCCCUUCUGGGCUUGAUGUCUCGAGGUGCACAGCCAAGAUAGUUUUUGUGAAAGACAUGGUCAACAGAGGGUUCAUGGACGUUAAAAGAUGCAUCCAAGCCGAGUUUGGUCCUGAUACGGUUGGAAAGAAUAUGACUGUCGAAGCUUUCGUCAUCGUAGGUAGGGUUGACGGGACACCUGCCCGUUGGGGCUUGAGGCAGGUGAAAGGCGACGUAUCUUGGGGUAGUUACAUGAAGUUUGCAAGCACACCUGGUAAUGCUAUGUAUAGACGGCCGGUGGUGCAUGUGUGGUUUGCUGAAGUUGGUUGUGAGGCUGGAUGCAGCAAUGCAGCUACCAGUGUGCUCCAGUUAACUACCCCUGCAGGUGCUCACACCCAACCGGUGGCGACGAUGGGGGGCAGUCGUGUGUGUGUGAAGAAAGUGUGGUUGUUCCAACCGUCAAUGGUGACAUAGCCUACCUUCAUGAUGCCACGAUUAAAGACAUGAGGAGCAUAAUGAAGGAUGUGUCUGAGAUUGCUCGGGCGAAGGGAUUGUCAGACUAUCACUAUGAUAGUAGCAAUGACGAUGAUGAAGGAGGUGAUCUGUCUCAGGCUCCUGUCAUUCGGCAGAGGACCAUGACGCCCUUAGAGGAGAGUUGGGCGGAUGGUGACACAGCCCGCCAUCGUGAUGAGAUGAUUAGAGACAUGCGGAUGCUCAUGGCGGAUGUGCUGGAAGUCCUUCGGAUGGACCCCUCUUUUGCACAUAGCGUGUCCUCAAGGUUAAUAAACAUUUAUGAAACUGCUGAGAAGAUUAUGAAGCGUUGGAGUUGCUAUCGCAUAGACGGCAUUGCAUCCCGACCGUACGACAUGACGGAGGUACGGUCGGCCCUACCAAGUGAGUCGGGUCUAAGCCUCACCACUCCACUGAAUUGUGAGGCGGGGGCAGGCCAGAACUCAGCGUUACUGCAUAUGCCAGCCAACUCUCCCUUGCAGGUCUCCCAGUUCGGCGCUUCACCACCAGAACAUCAGUUCGACACCGGAGCGAUGGAGGUAGAUAAUCCAUUCCCGGAGACCAGCCCUGGUGGAGGACAUACAGGACAAUGCUCGUAUGAUCAAGGCCAGGGAUCUGACGGCGAUGAAUCCACAGAUGAAGAAGAGUGUGAUGGUCUUGAUUAAUGGGAUCUUCUUCUUCACAUGGUGGACGUUCAGCGGAAUAUGGGCGAGGGAAUACCCUUCACAGCAGCACGAGCAGCCAUCUUACUUGUACCCAGCUGGAACUUAGCAGGGCUUUAGCUCGAUCCGUGGACAAUGUAACGAGCACUACGACAUAUUUCAGACCUUGUUAAUUAAGCUACGAAGUACCUUCCAUUUCAACUCCAUAAUAAUUGAUAUUAUGUCCGAUU